Molecule: messenger RNA, 3332 nt
Organism: Homalodisca vitripennis (glassy-winged sharpshooter)
Lineage: Eukaryota; Metazoa; Arthropoda; Insecta; Hemiptera; Cicadellidae
Product: zinc finger Ran-binding domain-containing protein 2
Exons: 5
Coding region: 508-1041 (177 amino acids)
Biological process (GO): RNA processing
Molecular function (GO): RNA binding; lipopolysaccharide binding
Source: RefSeq, a predicted model, not a curated record
UUGGGGUCCGGAAAGCCGUCGUAUCGUAUGCUGUGUAGUGUAUACCAAGUUUAUGAUUAUUUUGCAAGAAAUUUUAUUUGAACGUAUUUUAUGUUGAAUAUAUCAAUAUAAACAGUUGUUUCUUGUAGAAUUUGUCUAAGUUGGCUUCAAAUUUUUAGUGUCGAAUAUACGAAAUAGACUUUACGUAUAUAAGAGUUAAGUAAAUAAGGUUUAUCUCGUCUUCAUGGUUGGUGUGUAAUGGGCUUGGGCAUUGCAGCUUUCAUGGAUGAUACUAAAGUGCAUAGUUGCCGGUUUUUGGGAGAUGAUUUGAGUUCUGAAGAUUUUUGAGACGAGAGUAACAUUGGUUCAUCUGGAAAACUAAAAGUGAGAAUUUUCAAUUUUCAACAAAAGUAUUGUACAACAGAAGUUUAAAAAAGAUCAUUAAUGAUCACUAUAAGAAAAGUGAUCCUUUAAGAAGUUUGAAUCUCCUGAUAAAGGAUAUUUCGUACAAGUUAAUAAGGAUGGUAAAUGUUUAGUUGGAAGCACAUCGGUUUCUCAACUAUUGCUGUGUCCAGCAUUGUUGGCAGCAGUCUCAUCAAUACUUAUGAUAACCACAAAGUUCACUUCGAUGUGGACGAUGAUCUGGUUGGGAAGGACAAUGAGAUCAUUGUCCAAAAGAAGGCAGACAAGAUUGAUGUUCAUUUGGGAUUUUUACAAAUAAACCACAGAUAUAAGAUCAACUUCUCAAUCCCCAAGUCCUUGUGCGAGAGUGAGACUGGUAGCCAGGUGUCACUGCAGGGGGUCAGUAACCCGCACCUGCAAGUGAUCAGUGCUACCAGUUCGCAGGACUUGAUAGACCUGCAUCUCGAGCUUUACGCUCACAAGGAGAAACUGAUGGUUGAGGAGUUCAGUUUCCACUUGACAGACGUGACAGAUCCGGUAACAGUGGCGUUGAAUGCUAGAGUCCUGGGAAAAGGAAAGGGUACUCCCCUGCUGAAAAACGAGAUUCAUGUUAUACAUGCACCACCUGAUGUAGACAGCGAUGCAUCUUCCGACCAAUAAGGCUAUUGUUAUUUGUCCAUCACAUAAAUCAGUUUUAGAUAUUUUAUUUUUGAAUGACACUUUUGUGAUUGAUUUUUUGUUUUUGGGUGUGUGUGCUUUUAUCGGUCAAUUAUUGUUUACCCAACAACAAGACUAGUGCUUCAUCUUAUCUCACUAAGAGCUUUAUGGCAUAUAAAUUUUCAAUUUAAUUUUGUUUUGUCUCGUUAGGCAAAAUAAUUUGCUAAAAUUUUUAUUAAACUGGAGUCGAUUCUACUUAAAAUAAAAUAAAAUGCAAAUCCCAUAAAGUAAGUUAAUGUUUUAUGAUCACAGACAAUGUGUUAAACUAGUUACAAAAAAGUUUUGCCUAAGACUAUUACAUAUGAAACAAAUUUUUUGUGUUAACUUAAUAAAAGAAUACAAAUCAAUCAAUUUUCUUAAAUUUGUAAUUAUGUACAUUUUAUUUCUUUGCUUCAACACAGUAUCAGACAAAUAACAUUAAGCAAACAUUUUAAUGUGAAUACAUGCAGUAUUUACUGCAGAAGCAUUUCAUUAUUGGGUUUUGAUUACUUUUGUAAAAAGGAAUCGUAGAGAAGUGUUACUUUAGUAAACUUUCUAAUUCUAGAAUCGCUCCAGUAAAAAUGUAGUACAUUUGUUGAUUUAAGUGAUACUGCCAAACAGUAAUUUUAAAUAUAUAAUUGAUAUUGCCCUAAUUUGCCAUAGUAUUAGUGAUUAUUUGUAUGGUGUAGGGUUGUGGACUCGUAGCCUCUUGCAUUUUUAAUACAUUCUAUGAUGACUAGUUGCUCACUUUAAGACUUCUUAAAUGUAAGGUAUUUUUAUUACUUUUCUUUUACAAUGAUGGAUCUUGCCAUCAGAUAGAAAUAAAACUGUUAAUAUUCCCCCAUUACUAAUCCUAAUCCUUAUACUAAUCGUUUCCAUGAGAUUAAAAAGAAUUGUUUGGAAUCCAAGUUAGUUAUUACUAUAAAGUUCUGCUUUAUUGAUUAUUUAUGAAUGUAAUUAACACUUAAGUAGCUACUAAAGUGGCCUAAAUCUCUCGUUCAGCUUCUGUUUACUAUUUCACUGCCGGUCCCUAAAAUCCACAUUGUAGUUAAUUAACCAUAACAUCUUGUAUUGAGGCUUUAAUCUAACUCUUGCAGGAAAUACUAUUGUAUUUGUAAUACAGUAAAUCUUCUUCCCUAGUCCGGAUGUCAGUUAUCUGUAAUGUCAAUAUGCAUAUAUAUAUAUAUAUAUAUAUAUAUAUAUAUAUAUGGAAUUAACAUUAUUUUACAUUAUGGAAUUAACAUUAUUUUACAUUAUGGAAUUAAAAAAGAAAAACACAUAAUAACGAAACAAAUAAAUUAAGCAGUAACUCUUAUUACAAAAUGUAAAGUCAGAAAUUUUUUCUAAUUUGUUGACGGAUAACUGUUUUUGAGCAUUUUAUUCUACCACUCUUAUAUACAGUGAUCAGUACUAUAAAGAUUUUUUAAUAAUAAAUAAGAACAAUACUAUCAACGGAUUGGUCAUACUUCUUUUAUAAAGUAAUAUGAUGGAACAAAUAGACUACAGAUCAGGAACGAUCGUACAAUUGAGAAUCAUGAUUUCUUGUUUGUGGUUAAUUAAGCUAUGUAAAAUAUUCUUAACACUAUAACUUAAAUAAUCUUAUAAUAGAUUGUAUUGAUUGUUAAUUUAUUACAUGUUAAUAAUUAAUUAUAAUUUAAAUUUCGUUGGCCCAACCAUUUUCUAAUCUGCCGUAUACCAACUAAAAGAGUGUUUGCUGUAACAGUGAAUUUAAAAUAAAAUUUUCUAAACUAUAUAAAAAUUACGUAUGUAAUUGUUACCUAAUGGAAGAUAAUUAAAGCCAAGUUUGCUGAGUUUUCAUUUAUUGUUCUUAUGCUUGGAUAGGUCUUUCACAGAAAUAAUGUAACAUUUUAGUUAGUCGUACUGUAGUAGAUUAGUUUUAGGAGUUGUGAUGAUAAAACUAAUUGCUUCGAUUUAAUUGAUUUUUUUGUAAAUAAUAUCCAUUAUUACAAUUAAGUCUAGUUGCAAGCAAUGAAACCACCAGUCUCGAAAUUAUGUGGAUUAAUAAUGUAAAAAGUUAAUCAACUACUGAAAGAUGUUAUCAGUGCAUACUAAAAUAUCAAAUACUUGCCAUAUUACUAUGAUAAAAUGAAGAAUUUAUUGUUUAAGUAUUUAUAAUUGUAGGUUAAUGUAUAGUUUAUUUUUGGUAUUAUAUUACAGUUAAAUUAACCUAAACAUUGAUUGAUAUGUUAAUGAUAUGUGUACCAUAUGUGAUAUAAAAAUACAGUUAGAGGGGA